Molecule: messenger RNA, 789 nt
Organism: Brenthis ino (lesser marbled fritillary)
Lineage: Eukaryota; Metazoa; Arthropoda; Insecta; Lepidoptera; Nymphalidae
Source: the annotation of a GenBank genome assembly
AUGGCGAGCUCUUUAAAUUCAAAAGUAUGCGCUGGAUGCAAAAAUAAUUUGCCAAAGAAGGAAUAUCUAAGUUGCUCGACUUGCGGAUCGAAGUACGACUGUGAAUGUGCAAAUAUAUCCCAAAAACAAUUCGAAAAAAUGGACCAGAAGUUAAAAUCCAGUUGGAAAUGUCCAGAAUGUUGUAGUAAACGGCCUAAGACAGGAAAUACCAACACACCUGUCAGGGCAGCCAUCACAAAUUUGACAUGCAGCAAUGAAUCUGUUAACGAAGAGCAACCUACAGAUUCAAAUAUAACCAUUCGAAAAAAACUUAGCAAGCCACCAACGCCUACAAUGUCUGCCAGCACCGAUGCCGACAGAACAUCCAACUUGACAGAAAGCAACCUACGCGGCAUAAUAAAACAAGAACUGUCAAUCACGAUUAGAGAACUAGUCACAAGUCAACUAAACACAAUUAAUGAACAAAUAACGGGAUUCCACGAUUGUAUGACUUUUAUAAACGCACAGUUUGAAGAAAUGAAAGCGGCAAUGGCAGAAAAAUCAACUAUUAUCAACAAUCUAAAAAAAGAAAACGAUCAACUGAAUGCAUCGGUUAAGGAUCUCACCACUAGGUUGAAUAUCGUAGAAUCCCAUUUGAGAGAAUGUAAUGUCGAGGUAAACGGUAUACCUGAGCAUAGGACAGAGAAUUUGGUUAAUACUAUGGUGCAGCUAGGACAAGUCGUACAAAACCCUUUAUCCUCGGACGACAUUCAGCAUGCUUCGAUAUCUAUUAUCAAAAUGUGCGUGGAU